GUGGAAGAGAGGAGGGGAAAAAAGAGAGGGGAGCAUAAGACUUUAAAUAUUUUCUAGACUAAAAGUUAUCAUACAGAAGUAAACAUGCCUUCUGAAACAGGAAAAACAGACAUGGACAGAAUUGGCCUCUUUAGCGAAAUGGAAUAUAUUACUAUUGGAGAUAAAUAUGUCUCGCCAUUUAGCCGCCCUUUUAAUGAAGCUGCAGGCAAGAAUAAACAAAUGCUACCUGGAGGUAUUAAAGAGAAAGGAGCCACCCAAGCAGGAUAUUUUGAUCCUCAGUUUUCAAGAAUUUUUGAAGGUGAAAGUUACUCAAAUCCUGUUCAGUUAAGGAGAAGAUACCGAUUGGCUGAGGCAAAAAAAAAUCUGGGAGCCAGACCCUUUCUUCCCAAUAAUGGAGAUAAAUUUCCGUGUGGCGUAGGAACCUACUACGGAACAAUUAGUGGUCCAUGUACCUACUUCAGUGCUCAAUUGAAAGAUAAGAUUGCAUAUGUACAACCAGGGAAAAAUCUAUACACCAGUCCAGGGAAGAAAGGAACUGGCUAUGGGUAUCCAAAUCUCACCAUAGGUAAACCAUACACACAUUCAGUUGAAUUGUUUGACAUAGGAAGAAUAAAUUUUAAGAAAAUAUCUGAAGAACAUCGCCAUCUGAUGAAAGGUGGACCAUUCAAGUUAAAUCUUUAUCCCCGAGAAUAUUUCGAUACAAAUCCUUACCAUGAUGAAGUGCCGUUGCCUCCACCAAAAAAACAACCUGAAAAAGUACCCAUUCCACAGCCUUUUAAGCCAAGUUCUCCAGCUAAAAAGCCAGGAGGCAUGAAAGCAGGCACAUUUGAUCCGUUUCCAACUCAUUCUACAGACCCAUAUGGCAUUAGAAUGCCUAGGGCUUCCACAACUAAUAAACAAGGAAAUGUAUUUCACCCUAAUCCUGGAACUAAGAGCAGACCAGUAAGAAGUAUUAUGGCCUUAAACAUUGAAAAGUCAUUAAAUGUAACUAAUUACACAAAUCCCCGUGUGAUGUCGUAUUAGCUGCACAAAAGCAAGGUGAAGGAAUGUACUUUCUGGACUGCAAACAGUAACAGCUCAAAUAAAAGUUUUGUGGCUGAGAGAAAUAUGUCAAAUACCGCUAUCUGCCUUCAUUUUAUAAGAACUAAUUAAUAAUAUAGUUACUGAUGAUAUAUAUAUAUAUAAUGUAAAUUAAAUUUUGAUAUGUUAUUUAUGUUGUGUAUAUCAGAUAGUAUUUUUUGGGGGUGUGUUUUUUUGUCUGCCAUGAAAAGAAAUACUAUUAUUUAUUAUUGUCCUGUGUCUUUUUUUUAAUCUGAAUGUAGUCAUUAAAUAAUUGCUCUUUUAAAAUGAAGUUCCGUGAAUUGUAAAUGCUCUUGAAUGAAAGCAACUAAUAAUAACCUGGGCAACUCUACACUGAAAUGAAUAUUCUUCAGACAUUUAAAAUGAAAGCUGAGAAUUUAACUUCAUAGUAUCACUGUGGAACCAGACUUGCUAGCCUCCUUCCCCAACUUAGAACUUUUAAAGCUUUACAAUGGGUGAAAAGUCCCAAGUCAUCCAGUGAGCUAUUGAAUCCCACAGUUUGUGAUGGAAGUGAAAAGAACUAAAGAAUCAGUGUCUUUUAGUCAUCAUGUCUGUAUUUUAUCUCUAGAUAACAGAUAAGAGUUAUCAGUCUCCAAAUACCAGUUUUGGGAAGCAUGGAGGAGAGAACCUUUCCCUUUCUUUCAUACUAAUGAGCAUUUUUGCUGGCUACUGAUUGUUUGCUGUAAGAAAUAGGAUGCUAGACUGUUGAAGUGUUUCUAAUCCAAAAAAGUUUUUCUAUGUUAAAGCUUACACCUGUGCUCAUGUGGAAGUAAACCCAUUGAAAUCAUUGCAGGUUCUUUCUAAAUGGACAUAUGUACACUUGUGCUGAAUGUCCACCUAUGACUGUCACAUUCUCAUUCCAAUCCAAGGAUAAGAUGUACCAGCUUUGAAGAGAAUGCAAUGAAAUUUGAGUUUCAGCUGGACUUUAGCGGGAUUAUCUCUUGAGCAGAAUAGUACAGAAUUCGGCUAUUUAUAGAAUUAUUGAUAAAGUGCU
Molecule: messenger RNA, 2074 nt
Organism: Protobothrops mucrosquamatus (brown spotted pit viper)
Lineage: Eukaryota; Metazoa; Chordata; Lepidosauria; Squamata; Viperidae
Gene: CFAP96
Product: chromosome unknown C4orf47 homolog
Cellular component (GO): centrosome
Source: RefSeq, a predicted model, not a curated record